Messenger RNA from Penicillium paradoxum, 1026 nucleotides. Its product is annotated as Rag GTPase GTR1. Lineage: Eukaryota; Fungi; Ascomycota; Eurotiomycetes; Eurotiales; Aspergillaceae. The coding region runs from base 1 to 1026 and encodes 341 amino acids. Gene Ontology annotation, molecular function: GTPase activity; GTP binding. The transcript has 2 exons. Gene Ontology annotation, biological process: cellular response to starvation; cellular response to amino acid stimulus; regulation of autophagy. Gene Ontology annotation, cellular component: Gtr1-Gtr2 GTPase complex; fungal-type vacuole membrane; nucleus. The record is from RefSeq and is a predicted model, not a curated record.
AUGGAUGCCCGGAAGAAGAAGAGAAAGGUGCUCCUGAUGGGCAAGAGUGGAUCGGGGAAGUCGUCCAUGCGCUCGAUCAUCUUCAGCAACUACGUCGCGAAGGAUGUCCGGCGUCUGGGUGCCACGAUUGACGUCGAGCACAGCCAUGUCAAGUUCAUGGGUAAUCUCACCUUGAACCUGUGGGAUUGUGGAGGACAAGAUGCAUUCAUGGAAACCUAUCUCGCCUCACAGCGCGGCAACAUCUUCUCAGACGUUGCAGUCCUCAUCUACGUGUUUGACAUUGAAUCACGAGAAGUCGACCGCGAUCUCGACACCUACCAUGCCAUAAUCGAAGCGCUGGGCGAAUUCAGCCCAAACGCCUACGUCUUCUGCCUCGUGCACAAAAUGGAUCUCAUCCAAGCCGAGCACCGCCAGCGCAUCUACGAGGAACGCUCCGCCGUAAUUCGAAGCCGAUCGAGCAAUUUCCGCGUCGACACCUUCGCCAGCAGUAUCUGGGACCAAUCACUGUACAAAGCCUGGGCCGGAAUCGUGCACAAGCUUAUCCCGAACCUAGUCGUGAUCGAGCGCUUCCUCAACGCCUUCGCCAAGAAAAUCAACGCAGAGGAAGUCAUUCUCUUCGAGCGCUCUACUUUCCUCACUGUGACCUCCGUGACUUCCGAAGUCGGCGAGCUGAACCCGAUCUACGAUCGUCACGAGCGUCUCUCGAAUAUCAUGAAGGCCUUCAAGCACUGCGCCGCCCGCAAUACCCUCACCACCCCGGCCGCGGCCGGCUUCAUCGUCAUGCAUACUAAAACCCCCCAGUUCAAUAUCUUCCUCGGUCGCUUCACUGAUAACACCUAUAUCUUCCUCGUCGUGCCUCCCGGUGAGGCAUCCUACAACUGCGCCGUUCUCAACACGAUGCUUGCCCGCGAGGGCUUCUCCAAAGCAGCUGCCGGCGGCGGCGUGGGCGGCGAUGGUUUCCCUCUCCCCCCACCUGAAUCAGCGGAGGAUCACUCGCCAAACGGGACGAAUGGUGCCGCCGCGUAA